AUCUAAAUCAUCAAAUCCUCUUCUGUUCGUCUGUUUGCAAAUCUAAACUUUUUUAAAAAGUUUUUUUUUUGCGUGACAUCACAGAAGCUCAACUUUUCACUUUACUUUUGUCAAGUAACGUGGGAAAAAAAUGUUUAGAGCCAAAAGUAAAUACAAACGGUUAUUGGGUAUAACGUGAAAUAAUACUGUAAUAAAUAUACAGUUGUUAGGCGCGAGCGUGUGGCGGGAAAGUCCCGGCUCCAUGACGUAACGGCAGCGCGAGCGUCUGCCAGGCUGCGCGCAUUGAUCCAGCUGCCGUGAUGCGGUCCUUGACUUGGAGUUGGAGAAGUAGCGGAUUUAAAAACUUUCUGCCGGCAAGUCCGUGGAUGGAUAAAAGCGCCGCGCGAGCCGUGCCCGACUUCUGAAAGCUGCAUGAUGGCGUUUUAACGGGCGACCGCGCGCUCCUGCCACAGCUCAGCCCACGUGCCGCCGCCGCAGAGAAGUCCAGAGCAAGUAUGGGGUCCCCAGGCGUUUCCGGCGCUCCAGCAUCACGCCGUGGCGCGCUUUGUGCAUUUGGACACGUCCAUCGCAGCAGACGACAUCAUGGCGGCAUCGACCCUUCACGAGAAAAUUCCUCCCACUUCCACGGGCGAGCGCGGCGCUCUCCCUCUCCGAAGGGCUAGCCGCAGCCAAUCACGGCACAGGGUGGGGGCGGAGCCAGAAGAGGGGCAGCAUUUAAUUGGUGAUGGUCACUCAGAUUGGAUGACGGAAAAAGUUGACCUGUCUUCUUUCGUGUCAACCAACGAGUCGUCCCCUGGCUCAUCCCUUCCGCCCUCGCCGCUGGAACAGGAUGUCAAGGUGCCCUCGGAUCUGGAGGUCAUGACCUCUCUGCUGCAGGAGGAGCUGGCUCAGCUGGAGGACUACUUCCGCUCCGAGUCCACGGCCGGCGCCAACAAGUUGGAUAAGUCCUCCAAAUGUGACAAGGGAGCUCAAGCCAUGGGCUCGCAGUCGUACUACCAGCUCCCCUACGGCUCCUACGGGAGCAGCCAAUCAGAGACCAGCCCUGUGGUUGUUACCCUGGCAACAGGGGAAUUGGACCUGGCCAGCUUCUGCGGCGGCCCCAUCAGCAGAACCAAAAUCGCGAGACCCGCUCCGUACAGCUACCACCACCGCUACCACCACAACAACGGGCGGCGGCUCCUGGGGGAGGCUGUAAAGGUGGGGGACGAGGUGGGGCUGGAGGCGUGGGGCUCCAGGGGGUGUUACUCGGGGAGCACGGAGCUAUCGGUGAACCACUACUCCACCCUGAAGACGGUGAGCAAGAACAGUUUUGGCAGCGUGAAGAAGGUGAGAGAAUGUGCGCUGUCUCUGAAGGAGGAGGAGAGCUACUGCUUCUCUGAGGGGGUGUUCUGCAGCGAGGAGAUCGCGCGGGGCUUCUGCCUCGGCGGCUCCUACGACCCCCACCACAAGCGGGAGGGACAGCUCAUGCACAACGUGAAGGUCAAUGUAAGUUACGACAGCUCAGGGCUGGAGGUCCUGCACUGCAGCAAGGACGCGGGGCUGCCCGGACCCAUGCCCCAAGAGACAAUGGUGGGGGGUGACGGCUACUUCCACCAGCCCAUGGCCGGCCCGGAGCCCUACCACAGCUUUAUAGGGGAGCUGGAGCCCCCCACCCAAGCACAGGCUGUGGAGCCCCAACACGGCCACUACCUCUACCCCGAAUGCCUUGCCGACCAAAGCUACGAAUGCCUGUCCAGAGGGGAGGGCGAGGGGCCCCUGCUGGGCAGCCCCAUGCACCGGCCCGCCCCCAGGCUAAAGGACGAGCCCUGCCUGCUCAAGCCCGCUCAGGUGAUGGGGGCCGUCUCUCUGGACUCCAGCAGCGGCGAGAGGAAGCAAAAGAAGAGGGACCAGAACAAGACGGCCGCUCACAGGUACAGGCUGCGCAAGAGGGCGGAGCUGGACUCUCUGGAGGAGGAGCUACACGGCCUGGAGGGGCAGAACCGCGAGCUGCGGGACAAGGCGGAGUCUGUGGAGCGGGAGAUCCAGUACGUGAAGGACCUGCUGAUCGAGGUGUACAAAGCUCGCAGCCAGCGGCUCAAGCAGGACGGCAGUGCCUGACCCCGCCCCCGGACCGCCCACGGCACCAGCACUGACUGACCGGGUGUUUGCAUGACUUGCCGAUGCUCGGGAGGGGUUUCGGGAGGAGACUUGUCCGUGACCACUGUGAUUCGAACCGAACCCCCCCGUUUACACAAACACAACUGACUCUGGUUUCCGCCACACACCAGCCCCACCCCCUUGCGGAGGCGUCAAAUCUAUAUUUUUAUGUUUUGCUCAAAUCAUCUGCUUGAAACAAUCAACAGAGUGAGGGACGCUGCGGAGGCCCCGCCCCCAACUGCAUGUCUGGUUUGGAAAACGCAUGUGCGCGUGCUGGUUUCUCUUUACGGCAGCGUUAUGUUUUGUGCAUGGCUCCACCCCCACAUGUGGUAUGUGGCGCCCCUCCCAGCUGUGCUCUGCGGACAAACAAUCACCAAACUGUGGGAGGGGCUCUGAGGUUCAGCCGCUUCCACCGGGGUUUCAGGAAGGAUAAUCAGGUAAACUGCAGCCAAAUGAAGCCGUGUGUUCGAUUCCUGCCGCGGACAGGACCAUGAAAUAAAGACGUCUAGAUUCA
Oryzias latipes (Japanese medaka) is the source of this 2650-nucleotide messenger RNA. RefSeq names its product activating transcription factor 5b (gene atf5b). The record is from RefSeq and is a predicted model, not a curated record. Gene Ontology annotation, molecular function: DNA-binding transcription activator activity, RNA polymerase II-specific; RNA polymerase II transcription regulatory region sequence-specific DNA binding. Gene Ontology annotation, biological process: regulation of transcription by RNA polymerase II. Gene Ontology annotation, cellular component: nucleus. NCBI's taxonomy places the organism in Eukaryota, Metazoa, Chordata, Actinopteri, Beloniformes, Adrianichthyidae.